CAUGAUACUCGUAGUGCUCGUAGCAGCAGUUUCGGCGUUACGCAUUUUCUUCCGCGCGUGGUGAAUCGCAUUCAUAGGAACCAUGCUCGCCAACGCUAUUUCUCGACUUCCCUUGAAUGUCCUGCGCGUGACCGAAUCUCCAGUGGCCCAAUGCUUGGUGAGAAACGCUUUGAGGAGAACUCAUUCUCUCGCCCUUGUGAGUACCACCACUUAUGCAGGUGCGCCGGCGCUAAGUCGGAUCUUUCGAGAACCACGAGACGUCGGCGGUGGCCACUGCUUUCGCGAAAGCCGACGUUACGCCGGACACAGCCAUUGGCAAAACGUUCGUCACAUCAAGGCGGCCAAGGACGCGCACAGGAUGUCCAUGACGGACAAACACAUGCGCCUCAUCGAAGUUGCCGUGAAAGCCGGCGGCGGGAGCACUGAUCCGAAGCUAAACCGUGCGCUGGCGAACGCCAUCGAGGGUGCGAAGAAAACGCAGGUCGUAUCCAACACGAACAUCGAACAAGCCAUACGACGAGGAGCGGGACUCGACAAGCCCAAAAACUUGAAAAGCGCCAACUACGAAAUCAUAAUGGAGCACGGAGUCCUGCUCGUUCUAGACGUCGAGACGGGAAACAUAAGCAAGUUCGGCAACGACCUGAAGCAGAUCGCCAAGAAGCACCUGUGCAGGCUAACGCGAGGCGGUGUCAAGGAACAGUUCCAGCAGAAAGGUUUCGUCAGGGUCUCGGGUCGGGAAGACGGCGGUACCCUGGACCCAGACGCUGCUCUCGAGGUUGGCAUCGAGCACGGAGCCGAGGAAGUGACUGAGAUCGAGGGCGAGUCCAAGAUGUGCGAGUUCCUGUGCGAUCCGAAAGACUACUUUGCCCUGUCCAAAGCGCUGUCCUCCAACGGUUACGUGAUUGCCGAGUGCGGUCUCAAAUUCGUGCCCCACGUACCGAUCACUGUCCCUGAGGAACACUUGGAAGUGGUCGGUAAACUUUGCGACGAACUUGAGGAACACCCCGAUGUCGUUGCGGUUCACACGAACAUUGCGUAACAUUU
Molecule: messenger RNA, 1044 nt
Organism: Rhipicephalus sanguineus (brown dog tick)
Lineage: Eukaryota; Metazoa; Arthropoda; Arachnida; Ixodida; Ixodidae
Product: probable transcriptional regulatory protein OEOE_0768
Exons: 1
Coding region: 83-1039 (318 amino acids)
Cellular component (GO): mitochondrion
Source: RefSeq, a predicted model, not a curated record